AUGAGUGGCAGCGGACGCCCGUUCCGUACGCCACGAGGUCAUGCUCCAGCAUGGACGGCAUCCGAUCAUAUGCACUGGCAUCAAGCUGAUGCUUUUGACAAGAAUUCAUACCGUGAUCUGGCUGCAUCUUGCACAGCUGUGGUGCACACGAUCGGCAUUUUGCUUGAGUCGUCAUAUAAGGGUAAAGGCGGCUCAGCAUUGGGUGCUUUGCAAGGCCUGUUUAAGGGAUGGGGUCUGCAGUCGGGCUCGAAUCCUCUUGCUUCUGAGUCCAAAGAAAACGCUGUUACUUACGAACGGAUGAACCGUGAUGCAGCUCUCACGGUCGCCGAGGCAGUGAUAGAAGCACAACACCGUCGUGCUCACGAUGGGGCGAGGACACCUAUUCCGUUCGUCUUUUUAUCAGCCGCGGACAUCAUGCGCCCUAUCAUCUCCUCGCGCUACACCAGCACCAAGUAUGAGGCUGAGCAGCGCUUGAGUGACAUGGCAGAAGACAUCCUUCGUCCUGUGUUUAUGCGCCCCGGUCUGAUGUAUCAUCCUCACAACCGUCCAUGGUCUACUGUACCUGCAACUAUGAUUGAUGCGUCUAAUCAUCUGCACAGAUUGCACCGUCGCUCGGGUAUCCCGAUUCCGUCACCGGCGGAUAUGCUGCGCAGCUCCUACAUGCCAGAGUCACUGAGACCACUUUCUGGUGCCCUUACUACACCUGCGCUUCAUGUGGAUACCGUGGCGAAGGCCAUUUGUGAAUCUAUUGACCGCCCAGAUGUUUAUGGCGCCCAGUUUGCCGAAUCAAUCCGCCAACUCGCUGGAUGGCCCGCGGCGACCGAGGUACCGUAA
Molecule: messenger RNA, 834 nt
Organism: Malassezia globosa CBS 7966
Lineage: Eukaryota; Fungi; Basidiomycota; Malasseziomycetes; Malasseziales; Malasseziaceae
Exons: 1
Coding region: 1-834 (277 amino acids)
Cellular component (GO): mitochondrion
Molecular function (GO): protein-containing complex binding
Source: RefSeq, a predicted model, not a curated record